GAUGCACAGCAAGCCUAUUUCCCAGCGCUUCGGGUUGAUGCUAGAGGCCUUCUGCCGUGGCUGCGGGAUGUACCUGAAGCACCUGAACCGACAGGUGGAAGCCAUGGAGAAGCUCAUCAACCUCACUGACAUCCUCAAACAGGAGAAGAAGGACGAGACUCAGAAGAUGCAGAUGAAGUUCCUGGUGGAGCAGAUGAGGCGGCCCGACUACAUGGAGGCCCUCCAAGGAUUCAUCUGCCCCCUCAACCCCGUCCACCAGUUGGGCAACCUCCGGCUGGACGAGUGCCGGAUCAUGUCCUCGGCCAAGCGUCCCUUGUGGCUCAACUGGGAGAAUCCGGACAUCAUGUCCGAACUGCUCUUCACGAACCACGAGAUCAUUUUUAAGAACGGAGACG
This is a messenger RNA of Notechis scutatus (mainland tiger snake), 395 nucleotides long. NCBI's taxonomy places the organism in Eukaryota, Metazoa, Chordata, Lepidosauria, Squamata, Elapidae. The record is from RefSeq and is a predicted model, not a curated record.